CUAUGCGUGGACCCGCGGUAGCAGCAGUAGCGGUGGUGGCGGCGGUGGCGGCCCUCUUGAGCGCUCAGGUAGCGGGAGCGGCAGCGGCAAGGCGCAGCGGCAGCGGCGGCGGAGUGGGAGGUGACGCCGGCGACCUGCAGGUGACCGACGCGGCGAUGGCGGGUCUCCUGGGGUCACAGGAGGUGCAGUAUCCCUACAGACCCGACACGUUCAAGUCGCCCGUCGAGCUGCGUCAGUACCUGAACGCCCUCGACGCCUACUACGCCAUCGCCGGCAGACCCAGGUUCGGCAAGCGAGGUAUGCGCGGAGCCUCCCAGUCGCGACAAAUGUAUUCCUCUGACCUCUACGAUUACUGAGAUCGAUGACGUCACAGCGCUACUACACAUUCACUCCCCCAUCGCCCUUCCCUACAUCUCCCCACGAGAUGAAUAUCUUCCCCACCCCCUACUUUAGCUCUAUGGACCGCCCCCACCCACCCCACCUUUCUCCUUCCCUCUCUCGAUCCCCCAACAGCUGGGUAUAUAAUUACAGCCAUGAGGAAUUCGUCGAGAGAGUGCUAAACAUGGGGAGACUUGUAGAUUUUUGAAGGCGUAAAGAUACAUAUAUAUAUUUAUAGAGAUACAUACAUAUAUGUGUAUAUGUAUGCAUAGACGUAAAUAUGUAGAUAUAUACAUACAUGUAUACAUCACCUUACCUUCAUUCUGACUGUUUAUUGAUAUAUGGUGAAGAAAAGGUCUUGUACCCCCCACCUACCCCUUCUCCCCCCCCCCCCCCCCAAGUUCUCCGUACGUGGAAACUGAUAUCGAGAUUUCGCUCCACCUCAAGAGAGGGAUGAAAGCAAAGGAAAUGGAAGAAGAAGAAGAUGAAGAAGAAAGAUGAGAGAAGAAGAAGAAGAAGAAGAAAUGCAGUACUAUGUCGUAACUCAUUCACGUAUUCAUUUUGUCUCAUCUGUCUCCUUCUUUGAAUAUUUCUCUGUCUAUUUAUAUAUAUUUAUCUCUGUUAUCACUACUCUCUCUCUCACUCUCUCUCUCUCUCUCUCUCUCUCUCUCUCUCUCUC
Penaeus chinensis is the source of this 1057-nucleotide messenger RNA. RefSeq lists its product as uncharacterized. Gene Ontology annotation, cellular component: extracellular region. The record is from RefSeq and is a predicted model, not a curated record. The coding region runs from base 3 to 356 and encodes 117 amino acids. The transcript is spliced from 2 exons. Lineage: Eukaryota; Metazoa; Arthropoda; Malacostraca; Decapoda; Penaeidae. Gene Ontology annotation, molecular function: hormone activity.